Molecule: messenger RNA, 733 nt
Organism: Pocillopora damicornis (cauliflower coral)
Lineage: Eukaryota; Metazoa; Cnidaria; Anthozoa; Scleractinia; Pocilloporidae
Source: RefSeq, a predicted model, not a curated record
AUGGCGGCAGUUGUGGACCGGUUUUCCUUAUCUUUAGAUUUUAGCUCAGAAAAGCUCGGUCCUGACAUUCUCUGGUAUAAUCCACCACAACAGUAUAAACUACGUUGCAAUGGUGACACAGGUUUAAAAGUUUUUUCGAAAGGACAAACGGAUUUUUGGAAGAGAACUUAUUACAAUCCUCAAAUUAUUAAAGAUGAUGGUCACCUGCUUCAUCUUGUGGUAAAACAGAUGAAUAGUGUCAUUGAAACAUCAUUUGAACUCAAAGCUCUAAACCAGUUUGAUCAGGCUGGUAUUAUGGUCAGAGUGGAUGGUGAUCACUGGAUAAAAACUGGUCUGGAAUAUGUGGAUGGAGAGUGCUCCAUGAGCUGUGUUGUAACAAACAGGUGGAGUGAUUGGUCAACGCAGUCAUGGAGUAGCAACAAACUGGCUCUUAGGGUUCACAAGAUAAACGAUGAUUAUGUUGUUGAGAGCAAAUUACCAGAUGGAAGCCCUGAUGACUGGAAAUUUGUCCGCAUUGCUCACCUUGAGUCAGGUGGCAAAGCAGUGAAGAUUGGACUGUACUGUUGUUCCCCCACAAAAGAGGGAAUGAGUGUAGUGUUUGAUCUGCUAAGCAUUCAACAUUCAGAUGGUACAUAUCAUCACAAGGCUUCGUAAUUUAACUUUUUAAAUUUACACUGUAAAAAUUAGAGUCUUUUGGAAUUCCAAAUUUCUCAGUAAACUGUAUUUAUUAGGA